CAAACCAGCCCAGCCUUUGAACUUCACCGCUUUUGGCUCUCAUUCACGCGCUUCCCCUCAUUUCCAAACCAGGUGCUUUGCAGGGCGGGAAAUCUCUAAGAAAAAACACAACACUUUAUGACUCUUCGACCGCGGAACUUUGCUUUCACCUCGGUGGAUUUUCAUGCGUGUUGCUGUUUUCCACCUUGUAGCCUAGCCCGGUUUUUUGAAAAAGAAAGUAUACAUAGCUGGACUUAGCGAACGAUUUCUUAACUCCGGAGAAAUUGGACAGUGUGGAUUUUUAUUGAUGCUGUUUUCCGACUUCGUCUCAAGCAUUCGAGAACUGGCAUGAUCUGUGUCUGCCAGCAAGACAGGUGAAUAUUUUUUUCCCCUCGGUUGGUUUUUAGAACUUUUUCCACUUUACUUUUAAUUGGGGAUAAAAGGCACACUCUUUAAAAAUGUCAAAGCCUGUAGAUCAUAUCAAGAGGCCAAUGAAUGCGUUCAUGGUCUGGUCCCGCGGCCAGAGGAGGAAAAUGGCACAAGAGAAUCCCAAAAUGCAUAACUCAGAAAUCAGCAAAAGACUUGGCGCGGAGUGGAAGCUGCUCUCUGAAUCCGAAAAGCGUCCUUACAUCGACGAAGCGAAGAGGCUGCGAGCACAGCACAUGAAAGAACACCCAGACUAUAAAUACAGACCCAGGCGCAAACCCAAGAAUCUACUGAAGAAGGACAGGUAUGUGUUCCCUUUGCCUUACCUUGGGGACACGGAUCACUUGAAAGGACUCUCAGCCUCGGACUCUCUGUUGAGCGCAUCAGAGAAAGUCAGGGCAUUCAUGCCCCCGACCUCGGUACCGUACUCGUUCCUCGACCCGAGCCAGUUCACCUCCAGUGCUAUCCAGAAAAUGACAGAGAUGCCCCACACCAUGACCACCAGCAGUUUGGGUUACGGCUCGUUGGGAUACCAGAACGGCGCGUUCGGCAGUUUGGGUUGCCCCAGCCAGCACACCCACACCCACCCGUCGCCCACAAACCCGGGGUACGUGGUUCCCUGUAACUGUACCGCCUGGUCGGCGUCGAGUUUACAGCCCCCGGUUGCCUACAUACUUUUUCCAGGUAUGACCAAGAGUGGGAUAGACCCAUAUUCAUCAACACAUGCCACUGCUAUGUAACGCGCCAGACAGACUGACUGACUUUCUGUUUAAACAAGUAAUUUGAGAACAGCAAUGCAUGUAUAGGUUAUAUGGACAGAACAGUUCGCCCCCAA
This is a messenger RNA of Oncorhynchus tshawytscha (Chinook salmon), 1240 nucleotides long. RefSeq names its product SRY-box transcription factor 14 (gene sox14). Lineage: Eukaryota; Metazoa; Chordata; Actinopteri; Salmoniformes; Salmonidae. The transcript has a single exon. Gene Ontology annotation, molecular function: DNA-binding transcription factor activity, RNA polymerase II-specific; RNA polymerase II cis-regulatory region sequence-specific DNA binding. The record is from RefSeq and is a predicted model, not a curated record. Gene Ontology annotation, biological process: negative regulation of transcription by RNA polymerase II; cell differentiation; positive regulation of transcription by RNA polymerase II. Bases 438 to 1145 code for a protein of 235 amino acids.